Messenger RNA from Dreissena polymorpha, 1110 nucleotides. Its product is annotated as interleukin-17D-like. Gene Ontology annotation, biological process: inflammatory response. The transcript has 2 exons. Gene Ontology annotation, molecular function: cytokine activity. Lineage: Eukaryota; Metazoa; Mollusca; Bivalvia; Myida; Dreissenidae. The record is from RefSeq and is a predicted model, not a curated record. The coding region runs from base 178 to 756 and encodes 192 amino acids. Gene Ontology annotation, cellular component: extracellular region.
AAUGAAAGCCAUAAUACGAAAAUGAUCGGGAUUUCCCUGAUAAUAUCAAUAAAAACGGAAAUGCUUUCAUGCCGGUCAAUUUAUUUUACUGCAGUACUGUGUAAGUCGUCAUGUGGUUAUAUAAAUAUUGCGCGUCGUAAUGCUUACAGAUUAAUCAAAUAAAAUCAGUAUUGAAGUAUGGAUUUGCGGGAAUGGAUAUGUUUUUAUCUAGCCUUGUUUUUGUCGAUGAACUCUGUUGUGGCAGCGAGUGCUGCUUUAGGUUGUGUGGAGCCGGAAAACGCUACGGCCAUUAUUGACUCUCUGAAAGAUAGACUAGAGGGGACAUUUAUGGCCUCUCUGGAACACGUCGCCCUUAAUGUGCCGCCAAGGUUACAUACACCGCUUGGCCGAGAUUCACAGGACACCGGUUUAGCGUUACGCUACCAGGCGACGUUAGCAGGGGAACGUGGCUGUCACCAACGCUCGCGACGCCAAAACGAGAUUAGCGACCUUUCCUCUUGCCCUUGGUACUUUGUAAUGGAUUUUGAUCCCGAUCGGAUACCGUCUACUCUGGCGAGAGCCAAAUGCUCCUGCGUUAAAUGUCUGUCGGCGUCGACUGUGGAAGACGAAGUACCAUUUAAAAUAUUUCAACGCAGGGGUCGCUGUAGGGCUGUUAACAGUUAUUUACCAGUGAUACGGAAGUAUUGCAUCCAAGGUGAAUAUAAAUAUAAUAUCGUGCAAGAACAACUCACUGUUGGUUGUACAUGUUUCACUUAGCAUAGUUACGUUGUAGCUGUUCUGCUAUAAUAAACGGUACAAGAAGACAAUGAUGGACAUAUCUUAAUACUCGCUACUCACAAAUACUCGUAUACAUGAAUACUUUGUUUACCGCUCUAUCAUAACAAAUGCAAAUGUGUGAAUCAUACCGAUGUGUGUAUUUAAACAUUUAUUAAUCGUCUUAAUUUGCAUUGUAUGAAAUAUUUUUAGACCUAAUACAGGUAGAAACGUUUGUACUGUAUUCUGUGUUUUUGCUAUUAAACACUUCACGUUACAUGCCUUAAUAACAUGCAUGGCUCCUUGCACAUGUUGAUGUUCUCUAUGUUAAAAAGGCAAAUAUAUAAUUUUAUUGAA